AUGUCUGCGCCGUUUGCCCCAAAACGCCGAAACGUAAUGUCACCCUCACGACCAGCUCGGCCAUUUGCUCCUGGUCCCAUUUUCCGUUCCUUAGGCCAGCAUGGUACCCCUGUAGGCCUGCCCACCCACCCAGGGACGGCUCAGCCUGACGAUGCCCCUCCAGGCUCGAGAUUCCUCGCCAUGGCUGGACCACAUGUAGCCUCACAAUGGCAUCGCACAGGUGAAUACACCGUCUUACGGUUCCGAGUGAACCCGCACCCUGGCCUUGCGCCUGGGCAUAGGGGCCUCGGUGUUGCGUUGUGCUUUCACAAUGGAUACUGGCAUUCCUUGGCUGAAGGAGCAGCCCCAGAUGAGAGCCACACCCUUCCCUCAGCGCCAAACUACGUCAUUCAGAGUAGCGACGCCAACCUCUGGGUCGAGGAAGAUGAUGUGUUUGACACUGGUCUUGUCUCAUCGAGCCACCCAGAACGUCAGCCCGAGCAGCCCAAGCCUUCGUUGAUACGAUUACAGCGUCCUGUAACUUCCACUCAAGAGAGUGUCAAGGACGUGGCCAGCAAGAGACAGCCUCAGCAACCCAUCAACAACAAGCUCAUCCUGUGGACAGGUUACGCCCUUUUAUGCUACUUAUUUCUCGCCACUCUCAUCUCCUUCUUCCAUCCGCGCCAACAGCCCCUGGAAACAGUCUACGAAGCCACGCCCUUUCAUCCGGAAGCCAUCGUCACUGAUGUGCUCCCAAUUUACGAUCGCUUCCACCAACUCUGUCUCCGUCAAGCACUCUUCCCACGCAACUCGACCUUCUUUAAUCUUCCCCUUGACACGCUGUCCGUCGGGCUUAUGUUCAGUAAUAGGGAUUUGUGCCUUCCUGUACAAGAUAUUGGCACCAUGUGGCAUCCUGAACAAGGCCUGACGAUGGACAUAAUGGAGCGUUGGGACUACGAGAAAGAGUUGAGAAAGGGCGGUCCAGUAUACGACGGGGUCGACUUGUACGAGGUCUGUUCGAACGUUUCCAAGGCCGUGGAUCGCGCCACGACGAGAUUUCUGAACACUAUUUGGUAUCUCGAGAGCCGCGCAACUGCCACCAGCAGAACAGCGAUCGAGGGGCUAGCGGUAAGCCUCAUGAUUCGAGAAAAGAUGGAUGCGCAAAAUGCCACCUCGACGAAGCCAUCAGGGAAGCCAUAUACAACCGGGCCAGCAGCUCCCCCAACUCCAGAUCCUUCGCCACUUUUGACCCUUGCUUUCUUGAAAGACACUGCGGACCAGGAAGUGGGACCGAGUUUGCACAGUAUGAUGGAUAAGAUGAUGGAAGAGAUGAACGAGUUCCGGAAGCUGUUGAAGGAUGCUAUACGAAAAAUAGACCAGGUCCUUGACAUCUCUCGCAACGCCACCGAGCACAUUACAGACACCAACCACGGCACGGGCACAAGAGAAUCACUCUUUUGGAAAUCCUGGUGGACCCGAAACAACCCAGAAACACGGGGAAAGGCCCAAAAGGCAAAGCUGCUCCGUAAGACCAAGGACUCGAUGGGCUUUUUCAUCAACGUCAGGCACAACUUGACCGUGGUUGCAUCAGCUCUGGAAGAGGUGUAUAAUGAACAAGAAGACAUCUUACACGAGGAAGAUAAGAUCGCACUCUGGAUUCAACAGCUUCUCGACACCGCGUCCCUCGCUUCACAAGCUGACUCCGGCGGCAUCGUCCACUUGCAAAACAAUUCCAGUGAGAACUACAUAGCAGGCAAGUGGCAUGCGAGCCUCUGGGCCCCAUACCGUCCAAAGUUGGAGAAGGAAGAGUUUGGCCAGUGGUGCCUGUACCCAGAUUGCCCACGAGCUCAAGGCGAGAAGGUUAUAGUGAGACUGCAUCUACCGAAUCCGACCGAGGCAAUUGCGGCUAUAUUUCCUACUUGGAUGCUGAUCCUCUAA
This is a messenger RNA of Fusarium keratoplasticum, 1917 nucleotides long. RefSeq lists its product as uncharacterized. The transcript is spliced from 4 exons. Bases 1 to 1917 code for a protein of 638 amino acids. NCBI's taxonomy places the organism in Eukaryota, Fungi, Ascomycota, Sordariomycetes, Hypocreales, Nectriaceae. The record is from RefSeq and is a predicted model, not a curated record.